Messenger RNA from Hevea brasiliensis (rubber tree), 1047 nucleotides. RefSeq lists its product as uncharacterized. NCBI's taxonomy places the organism in Eukaryota, Viridiplantae, Streptophyta, Magnoliopsida, Malpighiales, Euphorbiaceae. The transcript has a single exon. The coding region runs from base 1 to 1047 and encodes 348 amino acids. The record is from RefSeq and is a predicted model, not a curated record.
AUGUGCAAGGCCUAUGGAAUUGGUAAACUGCCCUAUGCACACUUGUUGACUGCUGUGUUUAAAGAGCUAGAGGUGAAUGUCACUAAGGAAAGCUCUAGGGCUGACUUGAUAGUGCUUAGAGAAAUCCAUUGGACAAUCGAUGGGAGAAAGACCAGAUUUGAAAAGGGUAAUUCUUUCACUGCUAAAGUUGAUUCUGGUUCUGGUAAUGAAGUUUUGAAUGAAAUUCAAGGGCUAAGAGCUGCUGUUAAUGACCAUUUUAGCUCAACAACUCAAUCUCUUGAUAUUCUCAGAAAAUUUGUAGAUGUUGUUGACUAUAAAGUGAGUCACCUACUCACUCAAAAUGAGGAGUUAAAGAAGUUGAUAAUGGACCUUCAGCAGGCCAAGGAAAUUGCAGCUCCAACUAAAGUUGAGGUUGGCACUCAGGUUUCUACUGAUAAGGGAGAAAGCAACAAAGUUGAAGAGUCUCCUGCUGAUAUAGCAUGUGAAAGUGGUAAACUUGCUGAAGCAGAACUUGAACCUGUAGUGGAUGCCCCUGAUGCGCAAGCUAGUGACCAUGAUGCACCUAAGAUUGAUCCUACAGCUGAUGUACCCACUGCACUUGAUGAUCCCAAGGUUGUAGAAGCUGCAAGUGAGUUACCCAAGGAAAGUGAAAAGGUUCCAGAAUCUGAACCCAUUGAGCCUGCUGCUCCACUAGUUGAACCUCCUCCUGCUCCACUAGUUGAACCUCCUCCUGCUCCACUAGUUGAGCCUGCUGCUGCUCCUACACAGCACCAGGAACCUUCCCUUAAAGACCACCAAGCCAGUGCUCAAACUCAGCUAUCUGCAGUUGCUGCCCCUGCAGCAAAGAAAGGUACGAAAAGGUACAAGUCAACCGUAUCAAAUCCGUACCAGACCCUCGCUGCUGCUCUUCAACCCCCUUCUGAAGAUGAUGAGGCCGAGAAAAAUGAUGAAGUGGCUGACCAAGCACCUCCGGCUCCUGUUAUUAAACUGCCUAGGAAGAAAAUGGUGCCUUCAAAAUCCACUCGCAGGAGUAACAGACUUAAAUAG